Messenger RNA from Planococcus citri (citrus mealybug), 914 nucleotides. Its product is annotated as EEF1A lysine methyltransferase 1. Gene Ontology annotation, biological process: methylation. The coding region runs from base 144 to 815 and encodes 223 amino acids. Gene Ontology annotation, molecular function: protein-lysine N-methyltransferase activity; nucleic acid binding. The record is from RefSeq and is a predicted model, not a curated record. Lineage: Eukaryota; Metazoa; Arthropoda; Insecta; Hemiptera; Pseudococcidae. The transcript is spliced from 4 exons.
UCGACUUGAGGAUAAUUUAAUUUUUUACGAGUUUGCAGGUAUGUAGCGUAGUAGCAGGUAAUCUCGGCUAAAUUUCUAGUUUAAAUUUCAAAAUAAAAGUGUUCCACGCUUCCUUCGACUAUCGUAAACGUUAAAUUAUUAACAUGACUGACGAAGACGAUAACGACGACAUGCCAUGUCUUUCUACCGAAGCUAUGCUCGCUUUACAAGAGUUCAUGAACGAGAAACAAAUGCAAAAUAAUCUGAGCUCCGAUUCAAAUACCGAUGAACCGCUAAAAGUGAACGAUAUUGAGGAAAAUUGGCAACUGAGCCAGUUCUGGUACGAUGACCAAACUGCCGAACAGCUAAGUUCCGAAGCACUAAAUGAGAUUGAAAAUAGUGGGAAAAUAGCCCUAAUAGGAUGCCCAUCUAUAUAUUACUUUUUAAAGAAACGAAUCAACGAUUCAGUCUCCAUCAGGUUAUUAGAUGUUGACAAACGAUUCUCAGCUUACAAAGACGAUUUCAUUUAUUACGAUUACAACGAACCAUUACCACCGCACAUAAAAGACCAAUGGAAAAAUUAUUUCGAUAUUGUCGUACUCGAUCCUCCAUUCCUUUCGGAAGAAUGUUUCCUGAAAUGUGCCCUUACCGCGAAAUACCUCGCUAAAGAUAAAAUUAUAAUAUGUACAGGAGCUGUGAUGGAAUCGUUCGUUAAAAAAGUACUGAACGCAAACAAGACAACUUUCGAACCAAAGCACAAGAAUAAUCUGGCGAAUGAAUUCUGUUGUUAUAUAAACUAUUCGAGUAAAUCUUUGAAAUUGGCUUCAGAGUCGUAGCCCGACGCAAUGAUACAAUCCAACUUGUAAAUGUUUUCUUACAAAAAUCGUCGCUGUAAAUAUUUAUACUGCUAAUAUAAACAUUUGCUGUGAAACUUA